This is a messenger RNA of Rhincodon typus (whale shark), 1063 nucleotides long. RefSeq names its product sulfatase modifying factor 2 (gene sumf2). Gene Ontology annotation, cellular component: endoplasmic reticulum. The record is from RefSeq and is a predicted model, not a curated record. The transcript has 8 exons. NCBI's taxonomy places the organism in Eukaryota, Metazoa, Chordata, Chondrichthyes, Orectolobiformes, Rhincodontidae. The coding region runs from base 197 to 1048 and encodes 283 amino acids.
AUCCAGUUGCAGUGAAGGCUCUGCUGGAAACGCUGCUCCAUACACCACCAGCCCAUCCCCCAACUUCCUUGAGCGGCUAAGGCCCGCCCCGCCCAGUCCCGCCCAGUCCCGUCCAGUCCAGUCCAGUCCAGUCCCGCCGGAGGUUGUCACGGGAACGGAGCGCGAGGCGAGCGGAGCGGGCCCGGUUCCGGUGACAAUGAGGAGCCAUCACUGUCCGCGAGCCUGUUACUGGCUCCUUCUCUGCCUUUGGCAGUGGGGGGUGGCGGCCAUUGCGGCCACAGAUUCGAUUGUGGUGAAGCUGCCUGGUGGCACUUUUCACAUGGGUACUGAUGAAGCCGAUGCUAGAGAUGGCGAAGCUCCAAUCAGAAGAGUGACUGUAAAACCGUUUGCUUUAAACCAGUAUCCAGUUACCAAUGUGGAAUUUAGAGAGUUUAUCAGAUCACAGAAAUAUAAAACAGAAGCAGAAUCAUUUGGUUGGAGUUUUGUAUUUGAAGACUUUGUACCAGAAGAAUUGAAAAACAAAGUGACACAAAGAAUUGAGUCUGCUCCUUGGUGGCUACCAAUUGAAAGAGCAUUUUGGCGACAGCCAGCAGGCCCUGGCUCUGGAAUUAAAGAAAAACUACAGUACCCAGUGGUACAGGUGAGCUGGUCUGAUGCUCGGGCGUUCUGUGCAUGGAAGGGGAUGCGAUUGCCGACUGAAGAGGAGUGGGAGUUUGCUGCUCGAGGGGGGUUGGAAGGUAGACUAUACCCAUGGGGAAACAAAUUUCAACCAAAUCGCACAAAUCUCUGGCAGGGAAAAUUUCCAGAUGAAGACACAGUAGAAGAUGGAUAUCAUGGUGUAUCUCCUGUAAAUGCAUUUCCACCGCAAAAUAACUAUGGCCUCUAUGACAUGCUAGGAAAUGUAUGGGAAUGGACGGACUCGGAAUAUUCUCCACGAGGUCUUCCUUCAAAGGCUAGCGCUCAGAAGAUGCAUGUCCUGCGUGGCUCCUCCUGGAUUGACAGUGCAGAUGGAUCAUUCAAUCACAAAGCACGGGUUACCAGCAGGUAGAACUCUGCAUCUUGC